AUGCCGGACCUCUCAGGAGAAGAAAGGCUGCAGCUGCCGGCUACUCCUCGUCUCCUCAUCCUGUCUCUGCUUUCUGCUUUUGUGUCCAGUAGAAUCACCAGCACAUACAGUCCUCGAGCUCACAUUGUGACACGGGUCCCCAUGUCCGGGAACCCCGGCACCAGCAGGUUUGAGUCUUAUCAGAUGAGCAAAACAUCCCUGGCCCUGCUGUAUGACGAGGCCUCAGACAACACCUAUGACGUCCGCCUACAGCUGACGCCCGAGGCCCUGACCAUUCAGCGGCAAGACGUCGUCUGCAUAGGGGGCAGCCCUCCGGGUGCCAACCACAGAACUGUGACUCUUCGGCGACAGCCCGUGGGCGGCCUGGGCCUGAGUAUCAAGGGUGGGGCUGAGCAUAGUGUUCCUGUCGUCAUAUCCAAGAUAUUCAAAGGCCAGGCAGCUGACCAGACAGGGAUGCUGUUCAUAGGAGAUGCUCUUCUGCAGGUUAAUGGCAUUCAUGUAGAAAAUGCGACCCAUGAAGAAGUGGUGCAUCUUCUGAGAAACGCUGGAGACGAGGUCACCAUCACUGUGGCCUAUCUCAGGGACGCCCCUUCGUUCCUGAAACUCCCGCUAGGGUCACCGGGGCCAGCCAGUGACUGCAGCAGCAGGGCCUCUUCCCCGCUCUUUGACAGUGGCCUGCACCUGAACGGACACUGCAGCCACACAGCUCCGCCGUCGCCCUCCUCACCCAUAGCUAAUGAACCAAAGUUUGAGAAGCACUGGCUGGACAGUGUGUCCGUGCCUCUGUCCGUGGCCCGGAUCUCCAGGUACAAAGCUGGCACGGAAAAGCUCAGGUUAAGUGCCUUUGAGGUGGUGGCGCAGGAUGGAGCCAGCUCCGGCGUCCUCCAGUUCUGCUCGGCUCAGGAGUGCGCUGAGUGGCUGUGCGCGGUGUCGGCCAACAUCAACAAUCUGGUCCUUCACAAUAUGAAGAUGGCAAAUAAAUGCUGCUCUCCUUCGGACCAGGUCGUGCACAUGGGGUGGGUGAGCGAGAGGCUCCAGGGAGAAGACGCCGCUCUGUCAUUCUCCUCCAAGUUCCUGGCGCUGAAGGGCUCCUCCGUCUACAUUUUCCAUACUCCUCCGGUGAGCACACUGGACUGGGCACGAGCAGAAAGAGUCUACAGCCUCUGUGAGGUGCUCUUCAAAGUUCACAAGUUCUGGCUUACAGACAACUACUGGCUACAGGCCAACUUAUAUCUGGGUCUCCAAGAAUUCGACGUUGAGGACCAGCAGCGGUACUGCUUCAGCAUUCUCGCUGGCCACGGGAAGAGCCACGUCUUCGGGGUGGAGCUGGGCUGUGAGCUGGCCGUGUGGGAGAAGUCAUUCCAAAGAGCCACUUUCCUGGAAGUGCGGAGGACGGGGUCAAAAACCUACGCGUGCAGCUGGCAAGGGGAGACGCUGUGCUUCGUGGUGGAUUUCGCUGUGGGCUUCACCUGCUUUGACAGUGAGUCUAAGAAUGUACUCUGGAGAUUCAAGUUCUCCCAGCUCAAGGGGUCCUCUGAUGACGGAAAAGCCCGAGUAAAGCUGCUGUUUCAGAAUCCAGAUACCAAACAGAUCGAGAUGAAGGAGCUGGAGUUCCAGGACCCGACGGCAGUCCUGCACUGCAUCCACUCCUUCCUGGCCGCCAAGGUGGCGUCCUUGGACCCGGUGUUCAUGGACAGCCAGAGCGUCGCUCGAAGAUUCGCCUACAGCAGCUGA
This is a messenger RNA of Dipodomys ordii (Ord's kangaroo rat), 1734 nucleotides long. RefSeq names its product syntrophin, gamma 2 (gene Sntg2). The transcript has 18 exons. Gene Ontology annotation, molecular function: structural molecule activity; protein binding. Bases 1 to 1734 code for a protein of 577 amino acids. The record is from RefSeq and is a predicted model, not a curated record. Lineage: Eukaryota; Metazoa; Chordata; Mammalia; Rodentia; Heteromyidae. Gene Ontology annotation, cellular component: intracellular anatomical structure; dystrophin-associated glycoprotein complex.